GGGCAGGGCAGACAGAAUGAAAGAAGCAGGAAGUGCUUUUCCUUAGCGCGACUGCACAUGACUGUCAGCUGGUUUGCGUCACGUGAGCAGAUCUUUGCGGAAAAGCGACACGAAAAUGGCAGGUUCGAGGUGCUUGAGUCGAGUGCGAUUAAUGAAUUUUGUUGCCUUUUUCUUCGCUCUUGUCGCUACAGGCACCUCCACUGCUCAAGUUCCUGUUUUAAUGUGGUCCAGUGACGGCUUACCGCCACUGGCCUCACCUGCCGCUGGACACAUCACGUCCAACGAUCAGUUAACUGCCUACCUCAGCUCUGCCUUCGGCUCGGGCCCCCACACUGUGCUGUUGUUUCUGCAGGACAAGUUAAGCAAAGACGACUUCACAGUCUAUGGUGGGGUGUAUGGAAACAAGCAGGAUAGUGCCUUUCCUAACCUCGAGACUGCACUGCGGUCCGCUUCCUCGUCAGUGACGCUUCCUGCAUUAGAGUGGUCGGGCUCCUCCGCCAUCCUGACUCUGCUGCAAGACAAGCUUGGUGUCUCACCUCUGCUUGUGGACGCAGACACUCUGUCACAUGUCAGCAUCAACAGAUCUGUCAGCAACCUGCUGUUGAUCAAUCUUCCUUACUGUUCUGGCUUACACAAGUCUUGCAAGGAAGUCCUUCAUGACAAUGAUGAGAUUAUCGGGAAUGUUCUGACUGUCCUGAAAGCCAAAAACGUCCCGUACACUGCAGUAUACACCGGACUCCAGCCAUCACGAGUGAUUUCACAGGCUUCUGAGUCUAACCAGCCUGUAGGCCGGUCUUUGCUCCAAGCAGUCGAACCUGCGGUCAAACCGCCCAUCAUUUUUAAUGGAUCCAGUGGCCCUUGCAUUAUGCUUUGGGCUCAGAAUCUCAGUGUCAGCCUCUCGAGCUCUGCAGCGUGGAUCGACCUGGCUGCACAAACACCUACACUCACUGGAUCCCUGUGUAACAGCAGUAACUCACGGCUUGUCCUGAAUUAUGCCUCAGGCAUUACACUAAGUUUUGCCAUGAGUCAGCGGUUUUAUCGCGUGUCUGCACGGAACUGGUUCACCCUGGACUCUGUGCAGCUGCAGUCUAAUGGUCUAACUGCGUCCUUCAUUGGGAGCCGAAACAUCUACGCCCCUGCAGAGUACUCCUUCCACUGCCAGUCUGUCAACAGCUUCCGAGAUGCUUUGCUCGUGCCGAACAACACCAACCAGAACGCCUCACAGUGGAGGCUCAAUUUCGUCGACUUCCAGAUUCAGGGCUUCGGUUUGGCCAACGGAACGAAUUUCUCCUACGCCAGUGACUGCGCAGGCUUCUUCACUGCAGGGAUUUGGAUGGGGCUGCUGACCUCAUUGCUCAUUUUGCUUAUUUUUGUGUAUGGUCUGCACAUGAUCAUGCAGGUAAACACUAUGGAUCGAUUCGACGACCCCAAAGGCCCGUCGAUUUCAGUGCCUCAGUCAGAGUGAAAUCCUCCUAAACAUGCAAACUCUUCAGUCCUUCAGUGCCUCUCUUCAGUGCAGAUCGUGGACCCAGGAAAGUCCCUCCUUGUCUCGUAGCUUUUGUUUGUUUGGGCUUUUUUUCUUGGAAGGCGUUUGAUCGGCAGAUGGACCUUCUCCCUCAAAUUCUCUCCUUAAGUUUUCUCCCCUGCAUCCCUUCCACAGCUGUCUUUGGGUGACCAUUCCUGUCGCACUCCAUUUCUCAUUUUUAAAUGCCAAAAAUGGAUGCACCUUCAUACGAGGUGAUUUUGAGUGCAUGUGCUAAAAGAUGUUUUUGUGCCUCUGUUGGCCAGACACUGUGGUCAUUGUCCCAAAAAUAAUUUGCAAUAAUUUCUCUUGCCAGAGAAUGCCGUCUGUGCCAACGUGAAUGUGUUUGCUGGAUGUUGUAGGGCCGUUUUGGACCUCAGUUUGUAAUUUUUUUUCCAUCUUUACUGUAAUUUAAAUACUACUGGUUAUGAAUAUUUGUCGGUAUGCAAGGACUAAUUUGCUGAUUGUGACUGUGUUCUGAAAUGUUGCUGGAAAUUGCCUUACAGAAGUGUGUCAGUACCUUUCCUUGUGUUUAGUUUUGAUCUCUCUGCUCACAGACUAAUCCCACACAAGUGCCAUUGAAUCUGUAAGUAAUUUAUUGAUCUUAUAUAUAAGUUCUUUCUCUUCUUAAAUACCCUUGAAGUUUACUGCUCGCUUCAGGUUCUGACAGCCUCAGUUUUAUUUAGUCAGAUUUGUUGUGUGCAGUUGCCAUGAUGUGUACAUUGCCUUUAUUUGAAAAUAAAGAUGUCUGUAAAUUGUGA
Messenger RNA from Scatophagus argus, 2283 nucleotides. RefSeq names its product ATPase H+ transporting accessory protein 1b (gene atp6ap1b). The coding region runs from base 116 to 1465 and encodes 449 amino acids. NCBI's taxonomy places the organism in Eukaryota, Metazoa, Chordata, Actinopteri, Scatophagidae. Gene Ontology annotation, cellular component: proton-transporting V-type ATPase complex. The transcript has 10 exons. The record is from RefSeq and is a predicted model, not a curated record.